AUGCCACUAGGAUUACUUGAUCUUCCAUUUGAAAUUAUCAUCCGUAUACUAAAGCUUCUCCCAACUGAAACAGUAAAGAGGUUGCAGGACAUUCCGCAACUUCGUCAGCUUGCCUUGAGUGUUUUAUAUGAAACAGUGAUAAUUGAUGUCGACGAAACAGAAACAUUAAUCAGCAAUAAAUACAACGCUAAACCAAUAUCUGGAUAUUUUCACACCGGAAAUAAUCGACCAUGGACCAUUUCCUAUAAUCAAUUUCUUCAAAUGAAUAAUGAUUCGAGGGUUUCAUUUGUCAAACACAUUAUUAUCAAAGAUCCUGAAGCCUUGUUUCAUUUGCGUGAAAAGUUCCCAUCAGCGCCUAAAGAUAUUAAUAUAACCAUUGAUUUCAGCUAUCUUCGUGAUGUUACGACUGAUGUGGACGUGAAUUGCAUUAUAUCAAAAUGUAUUGAGCUUGAGUAUAAUAUUGUCAAGAUUAUUUCUUACGGUACUUUCAACCCUACCGUACUUUAUAUUCCGGGUCGAACAGAACUACCGGAUGCGAGACUAAUGUCUAACAAAGAAGUAUUGGGAAUCAAAAAGUUGGUGGCAUUUACAAAUUUAACAAAUCUUGACUUGUAUUAUGCUAUUGACAUGGAAGAUUUACAUUGCAUUCCCAAAUCAGUGAAGCAUUUGUCGUGUUCUGUUAUGGAGAGCCCCGAAUCCGAGUCUACUAGAUUGAAUUUACCAAUGGGGUUGGUUUCUUUGCGUAUUUCUUUUGAAGCUACAGAUGUAAACACCUCAGGAUACCUUGGCGAUAUAUCUCAUUUGGAAAAUCUAAGAGAAGUGCAUUCAGAUUUUCCUUCUAAUUUGAAGCUUCCUAAGAACUUAAAGUCUAUUGAAGCAACCAUUGGUGGUGAUCUAGAUCAAAUAAUAAAUGAAUGCCCACGGUUAGAGGUAACGAAAUAUAAUGGCUUCACAUAUCAGAAACUCCAUGACCUACCUUCCAGUUUGAAAGUUAUCGAAGGGGCAGCCAAUUUUGUAGAAUACUGCAUUAAUCGUGCUUUAGAAAAGAAAUCAGAUGAACAUAUUAAUAAGAAACAGAGAAAAGAGGAUGAUAUAAAAGUGAUUAGAUUUCCUUCAAUGCUAGAACGUUUAAAAUUGGAGGGCUGGCUGGAAAAUGGCGGGGUUACAAGAGAAGCAUUAGAAGCAGCUAGUUUGGAUUUUCAAUUGUUUUCAAAUUCAGAGAGUGUGGUAUUGAAAAAUUUAACUAAUUUGGAUUUAAGGGGAAUAUCCUGGCUAAAAAGAAUUUGUCAAUUCCCAAGGUCUUUAAAAAGAUUAAAAUUAUGCCAUGUUCGAGGUGUUAAUUAUCAUGAUUUGAAGAACUUGUCUAGUUUAGUUCAGUUUUCUUUGACUGACAAAUCGCAAGACUAUUUUGAUUAUGAGUUACCUUCUAGUUUGUUGCAAUUAGAGUUACUUGAUUGUCAUUUUAGGACAAUCAAGAUAUAUGCUGAUAACCUCCAGUUCCUAGUAUUACACAACAAUAAGCUUAAGCGAGUGAAUGACUCCUCCCUUUGUAUUCCUGAAAGUGUUCAAGAGUUGGAUUUAAAAGGCAACAAUAUCAAAAGAAUUGAACUGUCAUUCAGGUUCCCCAAAGGUUUGGUACUGUUGUCGUUCAUGAAUGAAUCAUUGACUCUGUUUCCAAAAAUUCCAUCCAGUCUUAAAGAGUUCUUGUUCAUAGAAAAUGAUCUUAAGAAUUUAAAUCACGAGAUCAAGUUUCCCCCAGACUUGGAAGAGAUAGAUAUACAAGGAAAUACGUUUCAAUGUGAUCCUGAUUUUUCAAAGUUUAACUUUUCGGCCUGUACAGUAUUAAGAAAGUUGCGCUUCUCCCAUAUACGUUUCAUGGAAUCGAGUGGCACAUUGAAUAUUCUAUUGGACAAAUUACCGAAGUCACUAAUCUCACUCGAACUUGAAGAUUCUCAAGCAAACAUCAUCGGUAACUUUAAUCACUUCCCAAAUCUUGAAGAACUUGAUUUGAGAGAUAUUAACAAGCUAAUUGGAACAUUUAAUAUAAUAGAUGGAAUUCUAGAAGAUGUAUAUUUACCUGAUACUAUCAAGGAAAUCUGGAUCAACGAGGACACUUUCUCCAAUGAUAAUUUUGAUAGAUUUGUGAAUAUUCUCAAACAUAAGCUAAACUCCGAGUUUAUGAUUGGUCUAAGAGUUAGUUCCUUCGAACGUGGUUUCUUUAAUAAAUGCAUCACAUAUUAUAAGUGA
This is a messenger RNA of Candida tropicalis MYA-3404, 2247 nucleotides long. RefSeq lists its product as uncharacterized. The coding region runs from base 1 to 2247 and encodes 748 amino acids. Lineage: Eukaryota; Fungi; Ascomycota; Pichiomycetes; Serinales; Debaryomycetaceae. The transcript has a single exon. The record is from RefSeq and is a predicted model, not a curated record.